UUUUUGUCUCUUUUUAUUCAACAGCUCCAGAGCCUACUACAAUGCAAACAGAGACAACAGAGCCAGGUGGAUUGUCUAAUGGAGCUAUCAUCGCUAUCGUGCUUGGUGUGGUAGCAGGUCUUCUUAUCCUAGUCGUCUGCUCGUGUGGUUUCUUGAUACAGGCAUCGCGGAGGAACGCAGCUAAGUUUGCUGUAGGAGAGACUUAUCAAAGUCCAUACAGCAGGGAAACCCCUGCCCCUUCUUUUUACGGUGAUGAUCCAUGGGAGGAUUCUGGGAGCUAUGAUUCUCUCGAUCGCCGUGAAUAUGCAGUUAGCCGAGCGGUAGAAAGACUCGCACAUGACCGUGGACCCAGACAACAUAAUGGACAGUUUCAGAGACCGUACGUCGUGGGAGGAGAUGAAAAUCGCGGUGUUGAACGGAACCCUUUCUACUACUGAAGAAAAGUUUCAGAUGCUGGAUCAGGAAAUCAAUGAUUUUUUUUUUUUUUUCAGAAGGCUCUUGGAAAGAUUAAGAAAUUGUUAAUUAGCUGUAUGUAGGAAUAUUCUAUGGAAAAAAUUGCCUCCUGAAACAAAUUCCAUUUAAAAUGCCUAAAUAUUCAACCUUAUUUUGACAAAAAGAUUCUAAAGUUUUGAGGCAUUUAAGCAAGAUACUGAGGCAAUCUGUUAUCAUUUCGAUGAUUCUAAAACCUAACAGAAAACACCAAUUCUUAUAUGAUAACUGCAUAACUUUUUUUCCAAUCGCUAUCAAACACUUUCUUUCACAAUCCAGUCACAAGACUAGAACCAAACUUUAUCUUUAAGUAGCGUAAUUUUGUUACUUGUAUCGCUCAUUUUGCAUUUGCAUUUUUUUUUUUAAUCUGAUCAUCAAAUCAGCUUCCACUGAAUGAUUUAUUCUUCCAUUUAUUUCAUAUAUAUAUAUAUAUAUAUAUAUGUUACUAUAAUUGUAUGUAAGGCAAUGAAAACUUGCUUUCGGGGGAGACAGGGUUUCGUCUCUUUUUUAGCUUACACAUUUAUAAUCGGAUGAAAACUAUGACGAUGUCUAGUUAUGUUAUAUAUAUAAUCUGGCAGUACAUGUUAGUAAUUUAAGUACAGCUGUUUUUUUUAAUAAUAAUAAUAAUAAUAAUAUGGAUAUUUAUAAAGUGCCGGUAUCACUUUGAAAAAAGUAAGUAGUUACAUAAGUCGUUGUUGUUCUUUAUCUAGAAGUAGAGCUAUUUUGUUAUUUAUAACACUUAUUUUGCGUCAUUUAACUUAAGCAUUUUUUUUGGUAAUCUGAUUAUCAAAUCACCUUCCACUGAAUAAUUUAUUUAUUUAUUUAUUUCAUAAAAUAUAUGGAUUUUGCUAUGAUAUUAUGUAAGGCAAUGAAUACUUGCUUUUGGGAGAGACAGGGUUUCGUCUAUUUUACCUAACAAAUUUAUAAUCAGAUGAAAACUAUGACGAUGUCUAUAUAUGUUAUAUAAUCUAUAAUCAUGUAGUACAUGUAUAAUGUUAAUGUACCAGGCUUACGGGUGUAUUAGUAGUCUGUGCAGCUGUUUAUUUUUAAUCACUUUAAAAAGUAACUAGUUACCCAGUAUUCUACAAAUGAAUGGUUUGGGAGUAUAAAGAUAACAUAUGUAGGACAACUUUAGAAAAUGCCUUCGCACAGACCCUAAGAAGGACGUAAGUCGAUGUUGUUCUUUAUCUUGAAGUAGCGCCAUUUUGAUAUUUGCAUCACUCGUUUUGUGUUAGCAUUUUUGUUGGUAAACUGCUUAUCAAAUCACCUUCAACUGAAUAAUUUAUUCAUUCAUCUAUUUCACAUAUAUAUAUAUAUAUAUAUAUAUAUAUAUAUAUAUUGCUAUCAUUAUGUGUAAGGCAAUGAAUACUUGCUUUUGGGAGAGACAGGGUUUUGUCUUUUUUUUAUUUAACAUAUUAAUAAUCGGAUGAAAACUAUGACGAUGUCUAGUUAUGUUAUAUAUAUUUAUAAUCUGGCAGUACAUGUAUCAUAUCAGAUUCACUAGUAGUUGAAGUGCAGCUGUUUAUUUUUAAUCACUUUAAACAAAAAAAGUUGUUACCCAGUAGUCUAUGAUUGAAUGUUUCAAGAAUAUAAAGAUAAAUAUUAUACAGGACAAAAUGCCUUCGCACAGAACCUAAGAAGGACGAAAGUCGUCGCUGUUAUUUUUUAUUUUUGUUUGGCAACCAGUCUGCACUAAUUAUAUUUGCCACAAAUAGUCUUUUUAAAUAUAGGUGGAUGGUUUAUUUUUACCUGACUUCUAAGAAAUCAUGUGUAUGCUUGUAUUUAUGACCAAAGAGCACCAGUGCAUCGACUUCAUAUCGAACCCGGGACCUCCCGGUUUAAUAAAGGACUAUAUUUUGCAUCAUA
This is a messenger RNA of Strongylocentrotus purpuratus (purple sea urchin), 2355 nucleotides long. RefSeq lists its product as uncharacterized. NCBI's taxonomy places the organism in Eukaryota, Metazoa, Echinodermata, Echinoidea, Camarodonta, Strongylocentrotidae. The transcript has 5 exons. The coding region runs from base 42 to 437 and encodes 131 amino acids. The record is from RefSeq and is a predicted model, not a curated record.